Molecule: messenger RNA, 2078 nt
Organism: Cladocopium goreaui
Lineage: Eukaryota; Dinophyceae; Suessiales; Symbiodiniaceae
Source: the annotation of a GenBank genome assembly
CGGAACCAUGGUCCACGCAGCCGUCAUGUUAGAGUCCACGCAGCACCUUGGACCAGGCUGAUUUCAUGGCUUCAGAGUGCCCAUUGCCUACUCCUUGGCACCACGGCCAUGUGUCGGUCUCCUGCCGGAUGCGGCCACUGCUUCCGGGGGAGGUGGCGAUUGGCACAGCUCGAGCACCGUGGGUGCUCAGCGACAGGUCCAUUACAUUGACAGAACGCAGCCUUACUCGGGUGGAUUCUGACUUCUCUGAUGCGAGCAAGUCGCUCAAAACUCGUGGUGAGCUUCGGAACUUGGAUCACCUGCGUAAGCCAGACGGUGAAACCAUCAUGGACCACGUCUUUGGCGAAGAAGCUUCAACGCAGCAAGUCUAUGAGCAGGCUUUCAGAAACAUCGUUUUUGGGGCUGCGGAGGGCAUGAACGGUGCUAUCCUGGCCUAUGGUCAGACUGCCAGUGGAAAGACGUUCUCCAUCAGCGGCUCCACCGCUCAAAAUGACGAGCUGAACAAGGGAAUGAUACAUUUUGCCCUUGAUGAUCUGUUCGGACAGCUUACCAAGAAGGCCUGUGGACCUGAGGGCAUCGAAUAUCUGGUGCGCAUGUCAUAUUGUGAACUUUACAUGGAGAGAGUCAAUGACCUGUUGAGAAAGAUUGGGCCACAAAGCCAGAAUCUGGCUGUCAAGGAAGAUCCAGAAGGACGAGGCUUCUAUGCUGAUGGACUGAAAGAGAAGAUUGUGUCCUCAGCCGAAGAGGUACUGAUGCUCUUUGCUGAAGCAGAGAAACGGAGAAGAGUUGCCCAUACGCGGUACAACGAGGUCUCAUCCAGAUCUCAUACACUCCUGACGCUCUGUGUGGAGUGCUCCGUGCCGCUGGAGGACGCCAAGGACGGAGAGGCCCAGUCUGUGACGCGCGUUGGCCGCUUGGUGAUCGUGGACUUGGCAGGCAACGAACGACUGGAGGCUGGCGCAGAAUAUGUUGCGGAAUCCAGCAGCAUCAACAAGUCUCUCUUCUUCUUGGGCAAGGUCAUUGAAAAAUUGGCUGCCAGAGACAAGAGGACGACAUCUUCUGUUCCGGAGGAUAAUGAACACAUUCCUUUCAGAGACUCCAAGCUAACUCGUUUGCUCUCAGUCCAUCUGAAUGGAAACUCUCAGACUGGUCUGCUGGUGACCUUGACACCGUCCGAAGAUGCAAUUGAGCAGAGUCUGACGACUCUCCGCUUCGCGCAAAAGGCUGCGGAAGUUCGAUGUGUUGCAAAGCCCGUCCUAAUCAGCAAGGAGCAAUCCUUGAUCGUGAAGCAGCGUGAGAUCAUCAGUCAGUUGCACAAUCAGGUUCGUAGCUUGCAGGAGGAAGUGCAAAGAUCACAACGGAGCGAAGUCCCCGAGGAAGACCUCACGGCAGAGCGGGAACAAUGUGCUCAGCAGCUGCAGGCAUUGGUUCUCAGCUCAUCUGAGCGUGGCCAAAGCUUCGUUUCCAAGAGUCGUGAGGUGGAUACCGUUGUCACCGCCUUGCAUCAUAAUAUGGAUGUGCUGAAGAAGCAGAAAGCCAUGGUGGUGGAAAGCAUGAAAAGCCUCUACAAGACCAUCCACAACAUCACUGGUGCAGUGGCGCAAGCCACUGAUGUCCUCAACACUGGCGGUGGAACUGAAAUAGCCAAGGAGAUGGUGCGAAGUGCCUGUGCUGUUGAAAAUGAAGGGCAAAAUGCUUGGUCUCCAGCCAUUGUCGACCUGGGUGAGAAGCUGGAGCUCUUGUUGAAUGCUAAGAGCCAUCCCUAGGAGUUGCCCUCAUCAGAAGCUGCCCGCUGGAUCCCUGUGGAAUCCAUCCUUGGAGCUCCUGAAGUUCGCGUAGCACAGCACGCUGAAGAUGGCAUGGCCGUGGAGGAACUUGCUGACUCCUGCGCUGCUCGCACCUGCCUUUGACGAAGAUUUGAAGCUCUGAGCCGCAGAUAUGCUCCAGAUGUCCACUUGGACUGAGCCUCCCAGACCGAAUGGUUCCAGAUGCGAGUCCCAGGUGAAAAGUGCACUUGGCAUUUGUCCAGUUUCUCGCCCUCGAGCCGGAAAAAAUGCUUGUUUACUCUUGAGACAAAA